UAGUUUUGUGGGAAGACUGCCGAGGAAGACGUAGACGGAGACGCAGAACAAGAUGGGGUUUUGGUGGAGGUUCAAUCUGCUUGUGUUUACAAUUGCGAUUCUAUCAACGCCUGUACUUUCAGAUCUGAUACUCUCCAAGGUCGAUCGACGUAUUGAUUUGACUUCACAAAUUGUACGCAUCACUUCAACACUAAAGGUGGAGAAUGCUGGUUCUGGUUUGGUUUCAGAGGUUUUGCUGGCCUUCCCGGAGCUUCAGGCAAAAAAUUUGGUAUAUCUGAUGGCAACAACUAAUGAAGGAAAAGGCAAAACGAAAAGUUCUGGAGUUAGUCUCCCUGUUGAAGUUGCCAAUCCAAAAGGAAUGCCUCCUGCAUUGACUGUUUAUUCUGUAUCAUUACCCAAGGCACUAGGUGAAGGGGACACAAUGAGUUUGGAUGUUUUGGCCGUAUUUACCCAUACUUUAAAACCGUUUCCUGAGAAAAUUACUCAGGCUGAUAUUCAGUUGGUUUUGUUUCAGGAUAGUGCAUACUAUCUCUCUCCUUAUGCAGUAAAGUUUCAGUCUCUUAGCAUUAAGCUACCUGAUGCGAGAAUUGAGUCAUAUACGAAAAUUGAGAAUACUAAGAUUCAUGGCUCAGAGAUCAAAUAUGGUCCAUAUGAAAAUCUCCCUCCUUUCUCAUACUCACCUUUAGUUGUACAUUUUGAAAUCAAUCAGCCAUUUGCUGUUGCUCAGGAGUUAGUGCGAGAGAUAGAAGUUUCACAUUGGGGAAAUGUGCAGGUCACAGAACAUUGCAACAUUGUCCAUGAAGGUGCAAAAAGCGAGGGUGAAUUUUCUAGGCUUGAAUACCAGGCCAGACCCCACAUUAGAGGUUCAUCAGCCAUUAGACAUUUUGUUGCAAAAUUGCCACCAAGAGCUCAUUCCAUUUAUUAUAGGGAUGAAAUUGGGAAUAUAUCAACAUCUCAUCUGUGGGCUGAUUCUAAAAAGACAGAGUUAUUGAUUGAACCUAGAUAUCCAAUGUUUGGAGGUUGGAGAACAGCUUUUAUCAUUGGAUAUAGUUUGCCACUUCAGGACUUCUUGUUUGAGUCAGAGGGGAAACGUUUCCUAAACAUCUCUUUCGCUUCCCCUAUUAAUGAUUUGGUCAUUGAUAAUCUUGUUGUGAAGGUUGUUUUGCCUGAGGGGUCCAGAGAUUUAUCUGUUUCGACUCCAUUUCCUGUAAAGCAGAGGCAAGAGUCCAAAAUUUCCCAUCUGGAUGUUGUUGGUCGACCAGUAAUUGUGCUGGAAAAGGCCGACGUCGUGCCAGAGCAUAAUCAAUAUUUCCAGAUCCAUUACAGCUUCAACAAACUUUCAAUGCUUAGAGAGCCAUUUAUGUUGAUUUCUGGAUUUUUCUUUCUUUUUGUUGCUUGCAUUGUAUAUGUGCAUGUUGACUUGUCAAUCUCCAAGUCAUCUGCUUCUUAUUUGGCAAAACUGCAGUGGGAUGAGGUUCGAGCAACAAUUCAGCAGGUUGAGAGUAUCAUUAACCAAUGCCUAGCAACACAUGAGAAGAUUGAAGCAUCACUACGUGACCUUUCUAGGAUAGGAGAUGUCCAAGCAUGUAAAACCACUCGCAAGACAGCUGAUGGUUUGUUGAAAGAGCAUUCAAAAGAAUUAAAGCCCUUGUUAGCAUUUCUGCAAUCAUCUCCUGCAGCUGCUAAUAUAUUGCCUAAGGUGGAGGAGUUGGUGGCUAAGGAGAGAGAAUUGCAAGAGAGGUGGAUGGCGAAACACUCAAUAAUAGUGGACUGCUAUGAGAAGAAGCUUGGGGGACGGGAAAUUGAGAACAGGGUUGCUCCACAGCAGCAAAAAGUUGUAGCCUUGAGGCAAGAGGUUGAAGAUCUUCUAGAGUACAUAGAUGAAAUAUAAUUGAAUGGAUAGAGGCGCAGUGCAACUGAGCUUCAGGGUUAGAAUUUUGGUUGGUCGUUUAUUCAAGUUAUAUUUGACGAGCUAACUGGAAUUUCGAUUGUUACGUUUUUUAGACUAAACUUUUACAUGAUUAUGAUAAUUUGGAAUUUUGAACUUC
This is a messenger RNA of Hevea brasiliensis (rubber tree), 2048 nucleotides long. Its product is annotated as dolichyl-diphosphooligosaccharide--protein glycosyltransferase subunit 1A. NCBI's taxonomy places the organism in Eukaryota, Viridiplantae, Streptophyta, Magnoliopsida, Malpighiales, Euphorbiaceae. Bases 53 to 1891 code for a protein of 612 amino acids. The record is from RefSeq and is a predicted model, not a curated record. Gene Ontology annotation, cellular component: oligosaccharyltransferase complex; membrane. The transcript has 10 exons.